UAUUGAUAUGCGAGCCAGCCCUUUCAUUCACACAAAUAGAGUUUCAUUCACAUUUUUUUAGAUUUUCCUUUGUAGCUAAUGAAGAGAGGCUUUUGGGAAUUUUAGGUGUUCCGUUGUAUUAGCUAACAGCUGAAACUAUCUAUGAUGUUUUACAGGUACCGUUAUGAACCUCUGGCAAUGUUAGCAAAGGUGGUUCUUACACUGGCAUUAGCUUUGCCACAGCAUAUGAAAGAAACUAGGUAGAAGGGCAUGCUUCAACGUACCAAGUAUAACCGCUUCAAGAAUGAAUCUGUGACACCGGUCGAUGGUCUCUUGAGCAACUUGUCCAUGAACAGUAAAGUCUCCGCCGGUAAUCUAGCUACGAUUUCGUGCCCAGUUGCGAGCGCAGAUUUACCGAAGAACCAAGAAGAUGGAUCCACCUCUCUUUGUACGUUUAUUUACAAAGUGUCUCACUUAAAACUGUCCAACACAGGCAGCCUGUUGGGUAUAAAGAACCUUUCCUCUGCAGUAAAGGAGCUUGCUGGAUCCAAGUUACAGGGUAGCUCUCCUGCUCUAAGUACAGCAGCAGGAGCCUCAGACAACACAUGUAACCUUGCCUCUACCCCUCCGUGUUCUCAGCAGGACGUGAGCAAGAUGAGCGCAGGGAAAAAAACACGCUCGGAAGAAAUGCAUCUGGGAGGUGAAGAUUGGAAUCAAAGUAGCAGCUUUGUCAAUAAGCCUUCUCGAGGAUGGCUGCACUCGAAUGAGAAGAUCCAGGGACCUGGAGUGACGUACAUUGUGAAGUACUUGGGAUGCAUAGAGGUAUUGCGGUCCAUGAGAUCUUUAGAUUUUAACACAAGAACUCAAAUAACAAGGGAAGCAUUUUGCAGAGUAUGUGAUGCUGUUCCCGGGACCAAAGGAGUCUUCAAAAAAAGAAAGCCUGCAAAUAAAAUCCUCUCUUGCAUCUUGGGAAAGUGCAACCUCCAGUUUGCAGGAAUGUGCAUAACACUUAACAUAUCUACAUCAAGCCUAAAUAUGAUGACGCCGGAUUCUAAACAGAUCAUUGCAAAUCAUCAUAUGCAAUCCAUUUCUUUUGCAUCUGGAGGUGACCCAGAUGCAACUGACUAUGUUGCAUACGUAGCAAAAGAUCCUGUUAAUCGUCGAGCUUGCCAUAUACUGGAAUGCAGUGAUGGGCUAGCACAAGAUGUUAUCAGCACUAUAGGCCAAGCUUUUGAACUCCGCUUCAAGCAGUAUCUGCAGUGCCCAUCUAAGAUUCCAGCAUUCCCUGACAGGUGACAUUCAGUAGAUCAGGAAUUAUGGUCUGUGAGUGAAAAGCAAACAACAGAACCUCAAUAUUACAACAGUAUUCCAAACAAAUUGCCCCCUCCAGGAGGUAUUAUUGAUGAGAGGUUAAAAGCUCAGCAUACAAACCAAGGAGACAAUAAUCAGCUUUUGACCUCUUCUGGAAUAGAACAGUCGUAUUACCAAGGUCGUCAUCUGGUUGAAAAACCUAAUGAAGCCCUUCAACAAGCUAUAAAAAGGCAAGCUUCUUUAGACAUUUACAGCGUUCCAGAAGGAAAGUCAUCAGCAAGCAAUGCACCCACAUAUGUGAAUACUCAGCACAUCAAUAAGAAGGCGCUGGGGGCACUUCAAAGGAGCAUGGAUUCUGCAUUCUGUGGAUCUGUUGACAGCUGCAGGGACUUCAGCCCAAGAAAAGAUCUGUUUGACAUGAAACCAUUUGAAGAUGCUUUGAAGAAUCAACCGAUGUUAAAUAAAGAUGCCUCUGUUGACUGCUCCAGCCCACUGCUAUCCAGAGCAGCAAUCUUAACCAUCAAUGAGGAAUUGAAAUCAGAAUCCUGGUAUGUGGGAGAAAUGUGCAGGAAAGAAGCAGAGAAACUACUUAAAAGAGAUGGAGAUUUCCUUGUAAGAAAAAGCAUCAAUAACCCUGGUUCAUAUGUGCUAACUGGUAUGCAUAAUGGACAAGCCAAGCAUCUUCUUCUAGUAGAUCCUGAAGGCACUGUCAGAACAAAAGAUCGUGUGUUCGAUAGCAUUGGCCAUCUCAUCAAUCACCACCUGCAGAACUAUCUGCCCAUUGUGUCUUCUGGAAGUGAACUUUGUCUAAAGCAGCCUGUGGAAGGAAGGCCUUGAUACUACUGUCGCUUUGAUUAUACUGGAGUAUCUAUUCAGAGGCCACACAUGUAUCAUCAGGAGUCAGUGCAAUAGGAUCACAGAUCUUCUGGGUCAAACCAAUGUGCCGCGUGUGUACAAAAUGCGGCACUUUUUGAACCAUGAUUUUUAUAAAAUUGUCUGAUCCCUUAAUGUGAAAAUAUUAUGUGUGUAUAUAUACACUGACAUAUGUAUAUAUAGAUAUAAAUAUAUUUAUAUUUUUGGAGAUUAUGGCAAAAGACUAAGACUGGUAUGUUUUAAUGCUAAUAGAAAACGAAUUGUGGUACUUUAACUAGACAAUGAAAGUAGCAUAUUUAUUUCAAGGAAACAUGUCAUGGUGGCUGUUAACUGUAACAACUGAGGCUCCCAUCCAGUGCUAGGGAUUACCAUUGGCC
Molecule: messenger RNA, 2540 nt
Organism: Nanorana parkeri
Lineage: Eukaryota; Metazoa; Chordata; Amphibia; Anura; Dicroglossidae
Gene: SHC3
Product: SHC adaptor protein 3
Exons: 14
Biological process (GO): intracellular signal transduction; cell surface receptor protein tyrosine kinase signaling pathway
Cellular component (GO): plasma membrane
Molecular function (GO): receptor tyrosine kinase binding
Source: RefSeq, a predicted model, not a curated record